Limulus polyphemus (Atlantic horseshoe crab) is the source of this 446-nucleotide messenger RNA. RefSeq names its product synapsin-like. Lineage: Eukaryota; Metazoa; Arthropoda; Merostomata; Xiphosura; Limulidae. The annotation marks the transcript as partial. The transcript is spliced from 3 exons. The record is from RefSeq and is a predicted model, not a curated record. Gene Ontology annotation, biological process: neurotransmitter secretion. Gene Ontology annotation, cellular component: synaptic vesicle membrane.
UAUUUCAGGCGAAAGUCUAUUUCUGGAAGCUGGAAGGCCAACAUAGGUUCCGCCAUGUUGGAACAAAUUCAGAUGACUGACCGUUACAAGCAGUGGAUAGACGAAGUGUCCGAAAUGUUCGGAGGUCUGGAUGUGUGUGCCAUCGAAGCUCUACAGGGAAGAGACGGAAGAGAGUACAUUUCUGAGGUGAACGACUCGUCUAUGACGUUGCUAGGUGACAGUCACGAAGAAGACCGUCGGUUAAUAGCCGACCUGGUAGUUCACAGAAUGCAGGCUCACUGUAAACCCCCCAUGAGCUCUGGAAGACUCCAAGAGCGAGCAGACAAUCAACCAGAAGUCGGCCAGUUGAACAGAAACACAAGAGGGAGCCACUCGGUUCAACGUCGCGAAUCACACACUCGUCAAGAUUCUAUCUCUUCCUCAUUGGUUGGAUUCCUGGGACUAGA